Westerdykella ornata is the source of this 838-nucleotide messenger RNA. RefSeq names its product replication factor A protein 3. Gene Ontology annotation, molecular function: single-stranded DNA binding; damaged DNA binding. Gene Ontology annotation, biological process: double-strand break repair via homologous recombination; mismatch repair; DNA replication. The coding region runs from base 134 to 457 and encodes 107 amino acids. Lineage: Eukaryota; Fungi; Ascomycota; Dothideomycetes; Pleosporales; Sporormiaceae. Gene Ontology annotation, cellular component: site of double-strand break; DNA replication factor A complex; nucleus. The transcript is spliced from 3 exons. The record is from RefSeq and is a predicted model, not a curated record.
CACCUCACUUCACCUCAGCCCAUCAACUGACAUUCCUCUUGAUCUUCACCUUCACUCCCAUCUCUCCCCGUUGAUAAUCCUACAAUUCCUUCAUCCUCUCCUAUUCAGACCACACUCAGCAAAUAUCUCCGAAAUGGACGCCCCGCAAACCCCGCGCAUCCUAGCCCCCCACCUGCAGCAGUUCCAGUACCGCACCGUCCGCAUGCUGGGCAAAGUGACGGCGCUGCGGGGCGAGACAGCGCAGAUUGAUGCCGGUGGGAAUGUAGAGUUGGUAUUGAAUCGGGACUGCCAUCUCGCUCUCAACCACGCCGUAGAAAUCAUCGGCAAGGUGGACGCCAAGUUGAGCGUCAAGGUGCAAGCUGCGACGGAUUUUGGGACAAACAUCGAUUUCGACGCCGCCAACGCCGUAGUCGACGCCACGCACCGGUACAAGGAGAUCUUCUACGACGACCCCUAGAGGGCCUCAUCUAAGCCGACAAAGCUGUUUGACGACGAAGCAAUGUCCAUGGGGUGGGAAAAGUACGGAGCUUGAGCCGAGAGAGGCAUUCAUGCAUACGGUGAACGACGCGCUCGAACGAGUACUUGCCGUGACGACUGUCGACAGCAAUCUAUGUAUGUAAUGCAGUCCGCUGUUUCUACACAGCAGCACGCAAUCCAUGGUGCCGGGAGUCCGACUGAGGAGGGAUCUAGAUGAUUACCUUCGCACUGAAAGAAGGGCAGGCAAGAGAGUUUGAAUCGAUGGCUCUAAUUAUAUUCCAGUCCCGAAAUACGAGUCUCCACCAGAUAGAAAGGAAGAAAAAUCAUGUUAUCAGCAAAGGUAUCAUAAGGAAUGCGCCAG